Rattus norvegicus (Norway rat) is the source of this 8304-nucleotide messenger RNA. Lineage: Eukaryota; Metazoa; Chordata; Mammalia; Rodentia; Muridae. The record is from RefSeq and is a predicted model, not a curated record.
CCUCUUCCUCCUCCUCCUCUUCUUUUUCUUCCUCUCCUGUCACUUUUGGCUAAAAUAGUUCUUCAUCUGAAAAUCCUUUCCCUGGGAACAGCAGCAUCUCCUGUAAUUAUGGCAAUCCCACUCAAUGUAUUAUCUUGUUUCUGGUCUUAAAAUAUUGAAAGAUGGAUACUCAUGGCUUGUAUGGUCUCUUACUUUCCCUUGGCCUUUUUACCCCCCGUAACUUACCAAAUGAUAGCUAAUAGAGGAGGAAACCAGCAGGGACCAGCAGGAACUUGAGAGGUUCGGUCCUGAUGCCAAAGGGAUUCUGUCAGCAUGGAUGGCACGGGACACCGCAGGUUAAGGCAACAACUGAACCUCUUUCUUGUUUAAGGCUUUCCUACUCAGUGAGACAGCAAGAGCUCAGGUUUAUCUGACAGUCAGCCUCAGUAGGAUCCCCAAGCACUUCACAACUACAAUUUUUAACUUGGUUGAUUUCCUCCAAUGAGCUCCAAUCCUUUGCAGAGAAUAUAUUACCUACAGCACUCAAACUUUAUAAAGAUGAAGCUAAGAGGAGGACAGGGGAACAGUGGGAAGAAUAAAGCCACUGGUUACUGCUCUCAUCUGCUGUGUACUGAAUCUAUUGGACACAGAGACAAAUCUACCGCUGGUUUCUCAUCCUUGUAGAGGAUUCACCAUGGUUUUUUUUUUUUUUUUGAGUAAUGGGAUCUCCUCCUAAUGUCACAACAUGAUUUGACUUACGAAAGUUUGAUCAGUGUGCAACUUUUCGUCUUUAUUCCUAAUUGAAUCAGCUCAAUAGGCAAUCAGCCAGUAUUUCACAAUAGUGGCAAAUAGACAUUGAUGACCUUCAUGCGUCACCUAGAGAGGGGAUACAAGAAAGUUCCCUUGGUGAAGCAUCUCAAGGGAGUCUGGGUCUGUCUGACCCAUACCUAGUCUGGGUUGCAGUACCAGGCUUUCCCACCACCUGCUGAACGAAUCAUCUAUGGCAAAAUUUGAAUCUUGAGUCACCCUUUAAGCUCUCCGAUGCCUGGAUGUCUCACCCCUGCCAGGAUGAGUCGAUGCCCAGGCAUGGCAUCCCAUUUGACUGCUGGACCACAAGACAUGAUUAGGAAAGUGUAGUUUGAAUGUGAAAUGUUCCCAGAGUGUGUUUGAACACUUGGUUGCUAGCUGAUGAUGUUGUUUUGGAAGCUCACGUGACUUUUAGGAGGUGGAGCCUCACUGGAAAAUGGAGAGGCCCCAGCCCCAGCCCCACCUCCUAUCCUCCAGUUUCCUGAGUUGGAAUGCACUGGCCUACUGCUUCACGCUCUGUGGGUUGCCUCCUCCUCAACUAUGAGCCAUAACAAACCCUUUGUUCCUAACGUUGCUUACUGUCAUUUAUUUGGUCACAGUAACAAGGCAAGGAACUAAUACAGAAGAUGAUGAUUUUCGCCCCCAAAGAAAACGCGUGUUUCUGCAAAUGCCCGUGCAUUUGGAUGCCAGACGACUGACUCUGUAUACCUUGCUUCGGGACUCACUGGAACCUACACAUUUUGGGGGUGGAUAUGGGAGGCUGGCAGGAGCUGGACAGCUAUCUAGGCCAGUGUGCCCCGAGAAGGCUCGACCAAGAUGACACAACUCUCAAACUGGUAAUGUUGGUGCCACGGCUUGCAGUGAAUAGAGUUCUGAUGUGUUUACUGGGUUUCUAGGAGACAGGCAGAAGGGGGCACGUGCUGUGAGGAAGAGCCCGAGGCUCUCAGGAUUUGUGGCUUACCCAGGAUUCUACGGAGAUAAGUGGUAAAGUCAGAGGAUAUGAACUGAGUAGAAUCUGAGGGUGUCACGGUCUGGGACAGUCUUUUGGCAGCACAGUCCCUGUGGCCAAGAUCCAAAGCUUCCAGAGGCCAGAAUGCUGCUGUCUGAACCUCACAGAGGAGUAGGCAAAUCAUGGCAGUGACGGCUAGUCACUUGGGCUUCUCUAUUAUUUUUCCAGCAUGCUGUGAUGAGUCUUUGGGGUUGGGGGUUGGCAAAGAUCACAGUGCAAAGGCAUCAGAGGCGAGAUUGUGGGGCCCAUGAAUGGUGGUUGGUGGAGUUGGUUUUCAUAUCAUUUGGGUGUGCCGUUGCCUAUGUUUGCUCUAGAAUGGCCUGGCUUCCCUGUCUAGAACUCUCAUUCAUUUUAUCUGGCUGCGAUGACAUCCACUCCUCAGUUGGAUCUGUCAAGGUCCAGCCAUGCCUGAGGAAGUAACCGGUACACUUGAUAGUCACCACUGGGUUGAGCUGGGAGCACAUGGUACUGAAAGAAGCUUGUCAAAAUUUCAAAACCCUGUCUUACGGAGCCCUGGGAUGCGGAUUAAGUCAUUUGCAAAUUGUAUUUGAGGGAAAGGGGGUGUGGGGUUGUGGAAACUAUAGAUUUUUGUUUCCACAUUUAAAAAAGAGUCUACCUGGCAGAUGGAAUGGACAUUUUGGACACCAGGUGACCAUGAGAGGUUUAACGAGGAUUUCAGCAUCAAAUUGAAGAUUGGCCCUGUCACCCUUAGGACCCUUAGGGUGUGACGGUUUAGUUAGCCUUUGGUCCCAUUCUCACAUGGAGGACACUUCUGUCUCAUUGUGGUCUCAUUAAUAACCAUUAAGAAGAGCUUAAAUUGAGACAGUCACCUGCCUAAUUAAAGCCAUGACCCUAUUGGGCUCCAGUUGCUUGGGGGAAGUCAGGCAGAUCUUAUUUUGUGAUAUAGCCCAGACUCUCUGGGGGCGUCCUUUCUCCUCAUGGCUGUGGAUGUGUGGUGGGCGGGAGAAGCAGCUGCUAGAUCUUAGCUGAGUGCGCCUGUGUGAGUCUGAGUUGGUGAGACGCACUCAUGAACACAGGCAAAGCCCGAACGUUCCACUCAUAGCCUCUUGGCUCAGCUGCAGGCAAGACUGUGUUCGCAUUUAACUCUCAUUAGUCUGGAUAAGCAGACACACUUCCCCUGCAGGGCUUAUGGAAGCUACUGGGGUCACAGGGCAUCGGGAUGCUGCAGACAAGCUAAGAGGCUCCCCAUCAGCCCCUCUUUAGACGUAUAUAUUCUUCUCACUUGUGGCUGGUCAGCUCCUAGAGGACUGAGAUGAUGGUGCUCAUUUAGCCUACAGAAUGACAAAUUGUGAAAGAACCCAGGCUAAUCCAGGCUUAACUUUUCAUCCACUGGAGUCUACUGUCUUCUUUGUAUGCACGUAGCACUCCUGUGCUGGCCUCAGGGGGUGCCAUGCAUGAGUCCAGUGUGUAGCCACGCUUGGGAAUAUGUCACUGGUAUGACCUCUUUAGGCGAGAGGUGCUCUCCUCUGAACCUCUACCCUAGGGUGACAGGCAUCAGCUACAGCCGGUUUUGUUCCUCUCCUCCGAUGUCUGAGGUGGGCUGGCAUCCACGGUGAAUCUCCCCUGCUCUGGGGAGCUCUCGCCCCUGGAACCCUCAGAAUGCCUUGUGCAUGAGUUCACCUACUUGCCCAGCAUUUCACUGUCUGCCUCAGGAUUUACCCACCUGUUUUACACAAAUAUUUUCAAAAAUCUUAUUUGAAUUCCACCCACACCAGGAGCCUAGUGGCUUCCCGUGGGGGAUAGACUCUGCCUUUUGUCCCCUCGAGUGUCCUUCACACCAGAUGGCAGAUCUUCUCUUGACUCCUGCCCCCCUUUAACUAUCCAUGCCUCAGCCGGUUUUCUCUUUCCCUUUAGAGGCACUGCAGAAGAACUGCUCAUCCAGCCCUUUUACUUCCUCUCCCCUCUUUCCUAUCAAUAGCACUCAGAAUCAAACUCGAUGGUCAGGCUGGGAGGCAAGCACACUUAGUGCUCCCUCUCCAGUGUUUCUCAAUCUCUGGAUGCUGCUGUUCCUCAUCCUCUGGUGCUGGGUGUCUCCCGUAUCCACCCCACUUCUGUGGCGAUUUUAUGUACUUCUAUGUUGAUGAUCUCCCCUCUUCAGCUCUGAACCCAUCCUGUAGCUCAUCCACACAGCUAUCUACCUGUCAUCUUCACACGGGUGACACUACAGACUCAGAUAUGGCGUGUCUGUGGUUGAGAUCUUGACUGUCACCCUCCUGGCCUGCUCUUACUAUUGCAUCUCCAGUCAUGAGCAUUAAUGAGAGGGAUGGCAAGAUGGCUUGGUGGGCAAGAGUGCUUGCUGUACAAGCAUGGGAACUUGUUGAGUUCAAACCCUCAACAUCCAUAUAAAAACCUCCGCAUGGUUACAUGUACCCAUAACCCCCCGCAUGGUGGAACAGGUGGCUCCUGGGAGAUUGCCUAGCCAGAAAACUGAGUUCUUGGUUUAGUGAGGGACCCUGUCACAGGCAUACAGUAGAGCAGUGAUAUAGGAGGGCUCUGGCCUCCACCUGAACACUCAAGUGUAUAUACACAUAUUAAAAAAAUAUAAACAUAGACCAUGCUCCCUUACUCUGUCAUAUCUGUUUGAAAUUGGGCUCCAAAUCAACCUCUGACCCUGCCCCCCUUGCCGUCAAGUUCUGUUGGUUUAACUUUCCAAGUUCAGCCAUUAUGACUCAAAAAUUCCCUGCCAGCUCGGGCACCCCUUCCCAGUUCUGAGCCACACCGACUCUCUCCCACAGAGCUGCUGCCGUUUUCUUCUUGUUUCCUGACUCACCUGUUGUUUUAUGUCACCUGUUGAUCUACAAUCUGACAGCAAGAGCAACUCUUUUAAAAUAGAGGUUGGGUCAUGUCAGGUCACUGCUCUUUCCCUCAUUGGAGCAAAGGACGGAGUCUCUCAACGGCCCUCAAGGUUCUCCCUGGCUUGUCACCCUUCUGUUUAUUUAUGACUUCAUUUCUGACAGCCUGCCUGCUGCUCAUGGCAUGCCAGCCCAGACCACAAGCACCUUUCCUUUCCCCCAAACAUACUGAGCAUGUGCACUCUGAGCAUACAGAGCGCAGAGCACUCUGGGUAGUGGCAUAGUUCAUUCAUUCAAGACAGUCACACCGUGAGGAGCUUCAGAGCUGAGAACCUUUGGGAGGCACAGACUAGAGGCCCUACUUGGUGCAGAAGCAUUGGCAAGAACUCCUUCAUCACCUAGAAUAGUACGCUGACGCAAUAGGCUGACCCGAGGUCACUGUUCUCUAAGCUCUGCUUUCCAGUCAAACCCAGGUCUUGGGUCUCCUCUAGAUCCUGCACUGAGGAACCCUAAGCCAGCAGCUGCUAUCUUGGAUGACCCCAUGGAGUGCAGCAGAGGGGAACGGCUCUCCAUCACCCUGGCCAAGAACCGCAUCAACCGCGCACCAGAGAGGCUGGGCAAGGCCAAAGUCGAAGUGGACAUCUUUGAGCUUCUCAGAGACAGCGAGUACGAAACUGCAGAAACCAUGUGUCAGAUCCUCCCCAAGGGAGUGGUCGCUGUCCUGGGACCGUCGUCCAGCCCAGCCUCCAGCUCCAUCAUCAGCAACAUCUGUGGAGAGAAGGAGGUCCCUCAUUUCAAAGUGGCCCCAGAGGAGUUUGUCAGGUUCCAACUCCAGAGAUUCACCACCCUGAACCUUCACCCCAGCAACACCGACAUCAGCGUGGCUGUGGCUGGGAUCCUGAACUUCUUCAACUGCACCACCGCCUGCCUCAUCUGUGCCAAAGCAGAAUGCCUUUUAAACCUGGAGAAGCUGCUCCGGCAAUUCCUUAUCUCCAAGGACACACUGUCGGUCCGGAUGCUGGAUGACACACGGGACCCCACUCCGCUCCUCAAGGAGAUCCGGGAUGACAAGACAGCUACUAUCAUCAUCCAUGCCAACGCCUCCAUGUCGCACACCAUCCUCCUGAAGGCAGCUGAACUGGGGAUGGUGUCAGCCUAUUACACCUACAUCUUCACCAAUCUGGAGUUCUCCCUCCAGAGAAUGGACAGCCUUGUGGAUGAUAGAGUCAACAUCUUAGGAUUUUCCAUUUUCAACCAAUCCCAUGCUUUCUUCCAAGAGUUCUCCCAGAGCCUCAACCAAUCCUGGCAGGAGAACUGUGACCACGUGCCCUUCACCGGCCCUGCGUUGUCCUCAGCCCUACUGUUUGACGCUGUCUACGCUGUGGUGACAGCGGUACAGGAACUGAACCGGAGCCAGGAAAUUGGCGUGAAGCCCCUGUCCUGUGGCUCGGCCCAGAUCUGGCAGCAUGGCACCAGCCUCAUGAACUACCUGCGCAUGGUAGAAUUGGAAGGUCUUACCGGCCACAUUGAAUUCAACAGCAAAGGCCAGAGGUCCAACUAUGCCUUGAAAAUCUUACAGUUCACCAGGAAUGGGUUUCGGCAGAUUGGCCAGUGGCAUGUGGCAGAGGGCCUCAGCAUGGACAGCCGCCUCUACGCCUCCAACAUCUCUGACAGUCUCUUCAACACCACCCUGGUCGUCACCACCAUCCUGGAAAACCCAUACCUAAUGCUGAAGGGGAACCACCAGGACAUGGAAGGCAAUGACCGGUACGAGGGAUUCUGCGUGGACAUGCUCAAGGAGUUGGCUGAGAUCCUACGGUUCAACUACAAGAUCCGCCUCGUUGGGGAUGGUGUUUACGGCGUACCUGAGGCCAACGGCACCUGGACGGGCAUGGUUGGGGAGCUGAUCGCUCGGAAAGCAGAUCUGGCUGUGGCGGGCCUCACCAUCACAGCUGAACGUGAGAAAGUGAUUGAUUUCUCCAAGCCGUUCAUGACGCUGGGAAUUAGUAUUCUUUACAGAGUUCAUAUGGGACGCAGACCGGGCUAUUUCUCCUUUCUGGACCCCUUUUCUCCAGGAGUCUGGCUCUUCAUGCUUCUAGCUUAUCUGGCUGUCAGCUGUGUCCUCUUCCUGGUGGCUCGGUUAACUCCUUAUGAGUGGUACAGUCCACAUCCUUGUGCACAGGGCCGGUGUAAUCUCCUGGUCAACCAGUACUCUCUGGGCAACAGCCUCUGGUUUCCAGUGGGAGGCUUCAUGCAGCAAGGCUCCACCAUCGCCCCGCGGGCUUUGUCCACACGCUGCGUCAGUGGUGUCUGGUGGGCCUUCACGUUGAUCAUCAUCUCAUCGUACACAGCCAACCUGGCAGCCUUCCUGACGGUGCAGCGCAUGGAAGUGCCCAUCGAGUCUGUGGAUGACCUGGCUGACCAGACCGCCAUUGAGUAUGGCACGAUUCACGGAGGCUCCAGCAUGACCUUCUUCCAAAAUUCCCGCUACCAGACCUACCAGCGCAUGUGGAAUUACAUGUACUCCAAGCAGCCCAGUGUGUUUGUGAAGAGCACAGAGGAGGGAAUUGCCAGGGUGUUGAAUUCCAACUACGCCUUCCUGCUGGAGUCCACCAUGAACGAGUACUACCGGCAGAGGAACUGCAACCUCACUCAGAUUGGGGGCCUGCUGGACACCAAGGGCUAUGGGAUUGGCAUGCCAGUCGGCUCAGUGUUCCGGGAUGAGUUCGACCUGGCCAUUCUCCAGCUGCAGGAGAACAACCGCCUGGAGAUUCUGAAGCGGAAGUGGUGGGAAGGGGGAAAAUGUCCCAAGGAGGAGGACCACAGAGCCAAAGGCCUGGGAAUGGAGAAUAUUGGUGGAAUCUUUGUGGUUCUUAUUUGUGGCUUAAUAGUGGCCAUUUUUAUGGCUAUGCUGGAGUUUUUAUGGACUCUCAGACACUCAGAAGCAUCAGAGGUGUCUGUGUGUCAGGAGAUGAUGACUGAGCUGCGCAGCAUCAUCCUGUGCCAGGACAAUAUCCAUCCCCGGAGGCGGCGCUCUGGAGGCCUGCCACCCCAGCCCCCGGUCCUGGAGGAGCGCCGGCCCAGGGGUACAGCGACGCUCAGCAAUGGCAAGCUAUGUGGCGCCGGGGAGCCGGACCAACUGGCGCAGAGACUGGCUCAGGAGGCCGCCCUGGUGGCCCGAGGCUGCACGCACAUCCGCGUGUGCCCGGAGUGCCGGCGCUUCCAGGGCCUGCGGGCUCGACCGUCGCCAGCGCGCAGCGAGGAGAGCCUGGAGUGGGACAAGACCACCAACAGCAGCGAGCCUGAGUAGUGGCGGCGAAGGACCGUGGAGCCAGGCGGGGAGGCGGGAGGGCUAAUGUUACAACCUCCUUCUCUCCGGAUUGAAGAUUCAGUGACUUUACAAAGCGACGAGAGCCUGAUGCCCCAGCAGGGGGCGGAUCCCGCCCUAUCUGAGACUUGCAAACACGUGGCAGAGACAUUGUCCCUCUUGGGCACAAGGACCCAUCUCCUCCCAGAGGGUCUUUCCCUCACAUUCAAAAACAUGGAUUCUGGGUAGUGGGGCCCUGCUGAGAGAGCAGUCCAAGAAAUUGAUGGUGUCAUCAGUUGGAUUACCCCCUAGGAAGGGGCCAUUGUACCCUGGGUCUAGUUCUUACAGGAAAAAAAAAUUAAACUCAACAGGGAAGUUUUUUUUCUGAA